This is a messenger RNA of Manihot esculenta (cassava), 995 nucleotides long. Its product is annotated as ubiquitin-conjugating enzyme E2 variant 1D. Gene Ontology annotation, biological process: protein K63-linked ubiquitination; DNA damage tolerance. The coding region runs from base 160 to 615 and encodes 151 amino acids. The record is from RefSeq and is a predicted model, not a curated record. NCBI's taxonomy places the organism in Eukaryota, Viridiplantae, Streptophyta, Magnoliopsida, Malpighiales, Euphorbiaceae. Gene Ontology annotation, cellular component: nucleus. The transcript is spliced from 4 exons.
UCCUCUAUUGCCCUCAUUUUCUCUCCUUUAUUCUCAGCUUUGCCUUCGUCGCCUUCCUUUUCCUAGAUUCUCCAUCUCUGACCACUCUCUCUUCCUAUCUCUCUCAUUCUUCAAUCAGAUCUCAACUAACGCCUUCAGGGAAAUUGCUGUGAACCACCCAUGACGCUUGGCUCAGGGGGAUCCAGUGUCGUGGGUGAGUCCCUUGAUCUGCCUCGCAACUUCAGAUUGCUGGAGGAGCUUGAACGUGGUGAAAAAGGUAUUGGAGAUGGAACUGUAAGCUAUGGAAUGGAUGAUGGAGAUGAUAUCUACAUGCGUUCCUGGACCGGCACAAUCAUUGGUCCCCACAAUACUGUACAUGAAGGUCGAAUUUACCAAUUGAAGCUGUUCUGUGAUAAAGAUUAUCCAGAGAAGCCCCCAAGUGUCCGAUUUCAUUCACGCGUCAACAUGACUUGUGUUAACCAUGAAACUGGAGUGGUUGAACCGAAAAAGUUCGGACUUCUUGUGAAUUGGCAGCGGGAGUACACUAUGGAGGAUAUACUGACACAGCUGAAGAAGGAAAUGGCAGCCCCGCACAACCGAAAGCUAGUCCAGCCUCCUGAGGGUACCUACUUCUAGCUUUCAAGAUCAUAUAGAUAUAUAUCAUAUUGCUUUUGCAAUAUGCAAUAUAUAGUUUGUACUCCUGUGUUGAUCUGCUGAAGUUUGGAACAUACAGGGGAAUGCCCUAAAAAAGCUUCUCAAAUUACCUCUCCAUGGCUUCAUUAUCAUUUUGUUGUCUACUCUUAUAAGACUCUGUUCAACGGAUGCUGUUUUAUUAAUGGGAUUUAUCUGUGUGUCAAAAUACUUGGAAAAAAAGACCCAUUAAGUAGUAUUUUCAGUUCUAGCUUUAUUAAUGUAUGUCAAAUUUGUAUGACUUGUCUCUUCUUUGUUGUUCUCUAUAUGCCUCUGGCUACUGAAGAAGCAGCUGCAGGAGUGUUACUGCAGUAUUGUAUAUUCUA